Molecule: messenger RNA, 789 nt
Organism: Orbilia oligospora ATCC 24927
Lineage: Eukaryota; Fungi; Ascomycota; Orbiliomycetes; Orbiliales; Orbiliaceae
Exons: 1
Coding region: 1-789 (262 amino acids)
Biological process (GO): regulation of transcription by RNA polymerase II
Cellular component (GO): PcG protein complex; transcription regulator complex
Molecular function (GO): RNA polymerase II cis-regulatory region sequence-specific DNA binding; DNA-binding transcription factor activity, RNA polymerase II-specific
Source: RefSeq, a predicted model, not a curated record
AUGGAUCCACUUGCAGUUACAACUUCCGCGGGGCGCAGAGUCUCAAUCUUGUGUGACCAGGCUCGGCCCGCUUAUCAUUCAUCCAGAUCAGAGCCUUACUUCUCCUCUUCGUAUGGCCGUCGGUCCCCUACACCACCACUUUCUCCAGACAUGCGUCGACCAUACCAUUCUGAAAGAUCUGAUUCGUAUAGUUCAACCGGCAGUAUAUACAGCGAUAUUUCAUCCCCACGCACCCCAAUAACACCUGAUAGUAUGAGUCUUCCAUCCCUGGGCAAGUUGCUUAACAAUUGCCCGGAGGGCUACCGUCCCUCAAUGUCUUCUAGAAGUUCAUCAACAUCAUCUUGUGCAUCCUCGGUUUCUUCGGCGUCUCCGGUUCUAUCCACAAAAUGUAUUGAGGAAGAAGAUGACGACGAAGAAAGCAAUCCCGCAAACCCAGCUGUUAAAAAAUCUGUCAGGAAGUACACAUGUCAUUGCGGCAAGUCAUUCACAACAUCUGGACAUCUCGCAAGACAUACGAGGAUACAUACUGGCGAAAAGAACUAUGAAUGCCCACAGCCGGGUUGUGGUGCCCGGUUUAGUCGACAAGAUAACUGUAUGCAACACUUCAGAACUCACCAAGGAGGCGGUGCAAACAAGAGAUCCGCGAGGAAGAAGAAGGUUGAAGCUCCAGUGGUUAUCGCUGAUACCAAUCAAUACCCAUCCCACUCGGUGCACUACCUCCCUGACUCGACAUUCUCACAAGAAAGCGGUCUUGCAGCGUUAGCCAGCAUCGCAAUGGAUCAGUACUAA